This is a messenger RNA of Psylliodes chrysocephalus, 759 nucleotides long. The record is from the annotation of a GenBank genome assembly. NCBI's taxonomy places the organism in Eukaryota, Metazoa, Arthropoda, Insecta, Coleoptera, Chrysomelidae.
AUGAUAGUAAUACUGGAAACAACACUAACAACACGAUUAUCAACUAAAACGCAGAUACCAACAAUGGAAAAUAAACAGAAAACUCUGAUACAGAGAAGAAAGACGAAAAUAACACGGAAAAGGAAAAGAGUAGGACAGGAACAUACAACAGAUAUGGAGGUCGAUGACAAUAGUGACAAAAAUACUAAUGAUUUGGUAGAGCCAAAGAAAACGAGAAAACUAAAGCACUUCCUGUUGCAAGUUGAAAACAAAGCCAAACUUAGUCUUAAAAACACGUUCCAACCAUUAACAGAUGACUCAGACGAAGACAGUGACGCAGAUAUAGAAAGAAGGAGAACCAAAAGGACUAAAAACAACCCCAAAAAGGCAACUGAAACCAUUGAGGUACUACAAGCAGCACAAAAAGACACACCUAAGGGGUGGGGACACGCAACAUCCAACUGCGGUCGCCCACCCCAAUGCCUAAAAUGUGCAGGGGACCACAUCACACGAAUCUGUACCAAAACGCGUGAUACUGCGAAUUUCACCAAAUGUAGGCAUUAUACAGAAAGGCUCGAGAGACUUGAAACAAAAAAAGCUCUGGAGAACAAAAAAUACGUAGCAGCCCCCAUACCCAAAGAAAACGCUUGGAAGCGUAGUCACAGACUGCAAGCAGCAGGUAGAGGCCAUGUUGCAGAGAGGCCAAAACAGAGAAGAAUUCCCACCACUACCAAUCCAACAGCAAAGGGCCAGGCCACUGGCAAAACAACCCACCACUAG